Microplitis demolitor is the source of this 2233-nucleotide messenger RNA. RefSeq lists its product as uncharacterized. The coding region runs from base 725 to 1387 and encodes 220 amino acids. NCBI's taxonomy places the organism in Eukaryota, Metazoa, Arthropoda, Insecta, Hymenoptera, Braconidae. The transcript is spliced from 2 exons. The record is from RefSeq and is a predicted model, not a curated record.
ACUUGUUUGUAAACAAUUACUUCAUUACUCUGUUUACUUCUCACUCCGAGUGAAGGAUCUCAUAUAGAUAAUAACAGUUAAUUAUAACAUACUAAUUCGUCAGUCCGUGAUUUUUUUCCAUGUUACAAUGUUUGAUAUAUUCGUUUAACAAACAGACUAAAAAUGUGCUCCAAACGACAAUUAAGAUCAACAAAACCAUCUAGCCCUGGUGAAUGGUUAAUUGGCGAAUACCAUAAAGAAUUGAUAACUACUAGAAUUCCUUCUCGUCGGGAAGUACUCAGCUUUUUCUUAUUUCAUCACUACGAAAAUAAAUUGACAAUUGCAGACACUUUGAAAUUGACUACUCAAAAAAUUCAACAAUGCUGGGAGCCGAAAGUAACUAUCAAGGACUUUCAUAUUAAAGAAAAAAUUAAAAAAAUAUUCAACACUUGGCAAAAGUUGAAAAAGAAUCGUUUGAGGCUUACAAACGUCCAGCGUGAAAACGAGAAUGCGUUUCUAAAAUCUUUAGAUGAUAUGUUUGAAUGUGAACUUCAAACAAAAGAAAAUAAUUUAACAACGGAAUCUGUUACACAUUCUAAAAAGGCUUUGUCACCAAGUAAUUCAGAGCCACCUGUACUAUUGUCUCAAAAAAGUAAUGCAUCAGGUUGUAGUGUGUCAUCAUACGAAUUUUAUCCUUCCACGGUUAAAAAAAGAAAACUAACUGGACCACGCAAAAAAAAAUAUUAUGACCCCGGUAUUGUCAAGUAUGUUAGAUCGAACAAAAACUUCAAACCGUAACGCAACACUCAUCGUAGCUGCAACAUCUGUAUCUUUGAAACAAGAUUUAUCAAAAGCUAGCGUCAGUAAAGAUACCAUUCGUCGUUCUCGCCAAAAACAUCGAGCAGACACCUUUAAAUAUAUAAAAGAUUCAUUUAAACCAGAUACAUGUCUCACUGUGCACUGGGAUUCGAAAUUAAUGAGAACGACAACAUCUUCCCAAACUGAAGAUAGGUUAGCAGUAUUAGUCACGGGAGAAGGAGUAACGACACUUUUGAAUAUUCCUAUAAUCGAUAGAGCAUCAGGUAUUAAUCAAGCGACAGCUAUUUACAAUACAUUUUUGGAGUGGAAUAUUUCUGAUCAAGUUCGGUCACUAUGCUUUGACACGACUGCAAGUAACACUGAACUACAUGAAGGAGCUGCUGUUCAUUUAGAAACAAUGUUGAAAAAAAAAAUGCUUCAUUUUGCUUGUAGGCACCACAUAUUGGAGCUAAUUUUAACAGCAACAUUUUCUUCACAAUUUGAACCUGUAAUUAGUGGUCCCCAGACAAAAUUAUUUGAGCGUUUCAAGAAAGAAUGGCCAAAGCUUGAUAAAAAAAAAUUGAAUGUGGAAACAUUGAAGAUCAAGUAGGAAUUAAGGAAUUUAUCUUUGAUCAAUUAACAAAUCAACAUCCAAGAGAUGAUUAUAAAGAGUUAUUGACAUUAUCCCUGAUUUAUCUUGGUGAGCCUACUAAUUUUUCAAUAAAUAAGCCAGGGGCAUAUCAUCGAGCUAGGUGGAUGUCCAAAAUAAUUUAUUGCUUGAAAAUAUAUCUUUUCCGGAGUCAAUUUAAAGUUUAACGCUUUUGUAAUUAAAAUUUAUCUGAAAGCCUGGUUCCUUUGCCAAAUUCCUACUAUAGCCCCAAGAAUUGAUUUACAAUUACUAAAAGAUCUGGUCCAAUUUAAAGAACAAAAUCAAAAGUUAGGUUCGGCAGCACUAAAAAGUUUUUCUCGGCAUUUAUGGUACAUUAGUGACUACUUAAUUGGAUUGGCAUUUUUUGACUCGGAAAUUUCAAUUAAAACAAAGAUUAAAAUGGUGUCAGCUUUAAAAACACAAUCUAGACAACAGCCACUGAACGGUAUCCAAAGAAAAGAGAGUGAUAUCAUGAAUAAGGGAAUUCAUCAUUUCGUAAAUCAAAAUAUACGAUAUUUCUUCGAAGUCUUAAACUUGAGUGACGAGUUCUUAGAAACACAUCCUGCAACCUGGAAUUCGAAUCAGUCCUACUUAAAGAGUUUAAAUAUAGUUCGUGCAUUAAAUAUAGUUAAUGACACAGCUGAGCGUGGUGUUUCAUUGAUGCAGGAGUAUCUACAAUUUGUAAAAAAAGAAGAUGAACUGCAGAGAGUAUUACAAAUUGUCGAAGAAAAUCGUAAGUGAUAUCCCAAUACAAAUAAAAUGAAUUUAAUACGGACCUUGAAUAAAUAAUACAUGAUGUUAAUAUAA